AUUUUUAUUGUUUCUUUGUGUGUGUAGUGCUUUAAUGUUUCCUUGCUAACUUGCAAACCUAAGAUAAAAAAUGAGUGGUACUCCAAUCCUUUCCUCAUCCCCAGAAAGUGAAAUUUCGUGGAUUGAAGCUUUUUGCGCACAAGAGCACCAUACAUUUUUUUGCGAAGUAAGCAAGGCCUUCAUGUUGGACCCUUUGAAUUUAGCAGGAUUGCCCAGAUACGUGCGUCAUUUCAAAGAGGCUUUGAACGUCAUAGAAGACAAUACAUUACUAAUAAAAAUCGACGAUCCCAACGAGCGAGUACAAGCCAUAGCAAAGAUAGGCAAGUAUGCUAAAACCCUGUAUGGGUUAAUCCACGCCCGCUAUAUUCUAACAGAGCCAGGAAUAGACCAAAUGUGUGAAAAAUUCCGCAGAGGAGAUUUCGGUUAUUGUCCCCGUGUUUAUUGUAAAUUUCAGAAAGUGCUCCCCAUAGGAUUGUCAGAUGAUCCUGGAAAAGACAGCGUGAAACUCUACUGCCCCAAAUGUAUGGAAGUGUUCAACAUUGAACGUUACAAACACAUAGAUGGGGCUUUCUUCGGUACCAGAUUCCCCCACGUCUUCUUCAUGGUCCUCCCAGACCAAAGACCCCCACCUCCAAAAAAAAAGUACAUACCUAGUAUGCAUCCUUGCGCUUAUGAACUGCAAACGAAUGGAGCGACCAAUCCCAGUUGACGAAAUUAUCUUUAUAAUGAAAACAAACUUGUACAAAUUCUUUUAAUAAUUUUUAGA
Zophobas morio is the source of this 766-nucleotide messenger RNA. RefSeq names its product casein kinase II subunit beta-like. The transcript has 4 exons. The record is from RefSeq and is a predicted model, not a curated record. Lineage: Eukaryota; Metazoa; Arthropoda; Insecta; Coleoptera; Tenebrionidae. Gene Ontology annotation, cellular component: cytoplasm; protein kinase CK2 complex. The coding region runs from base 71 to 709 and encodes 212 amino acids. Gene Ontology annotation, molecular function: protein kinase regulator activity.